AUGAGAAGCCGUCUGUUCUACCCAUAUUCAUUAGCGUUGGGAGCGGCGUGUGGAUUACUCAUUCUCACCGUACUAAUGAUUUACGCAUUUCUAAGAAGAAAUCGAGGAAAAUGUAAUGACGAAGAGAAGCAAAACUCCUCGAGCAUAUUGGUGUAUCCUACGAAACAAAGCGGAUCACCCCCUCAAUUUUUGACAAAAGAAAUCCACUUCAGUCUACCACCUUUGCGCAGUAAUUCUUUGGGAGACAUAGUUUUAUCUUCAGAAGAAACGCCGUAUGAAACAGAACUAGGAACAGAUUCGUUGUUGCUGCCUUCCGUAGGGCAUAACUUUCGAUCCAACUCAUUCAGUAAGUAA
This is a messenger RNA of Diabrotica virgifera virgifera (western corn rootworm), 354 nucleotides long. RefSeq lists its product as uncharacterized. The record is from RefSeq and is a predicted model, not a curated record. NCBI's taxonomy places the organism in Eukaryota, Metazoa, Arthropoda, Insecta, Coleoptera, Chrysomelidae. Bases 1 to 354 code for a protein of 117 amino acids. The transcript is spliced from 3 exons.